AGACACGCAGCUGCUGUUUAAAGGGACCUUGUCGCCUUUUCAUCGCUUUGUCAUCGCAGCUGACCGGUCAUGUGACAUUGAAGUAUGAGAAGCUGAAGUCUGCUUGUUUCCUCACUCAGCUCUGAUUCUUCACGGAGGAAACUCUGAGCAGGUAACAAGCUGCUGAGAACUUUGACAAGCUUCGGCUCUUAUUGCAAAACUGCUGCGACAGCGUUUUAUGAAAGGAGACCAUCCAGAAUGCUGCCUUUGUUUGUAAUUACAAGCCUUUUGGCUUUUGUCUCCAGCAAACCAUGUGAUACUCAAGGAUCCAACCGUGAGCUGCUCCUGUCACUCAACAAGAAUCUCCUUCGCUCUUUGGAGAGUCAGGAAGGACUUCCUAAUCCCAGUGUCCACUUGGCAUUACGCCUCUCUAACUACCACAACCUCGCUAAGGAGAGCGAACACCUCAACAGACUGAAAAAUAAUUUGCACAAUGACCUACAAAGCUCUCUCUCUAACAGUCGGUCUGUGGUCGGCCAACUGGCGCUUUACACUCUGGCUUUAAAGUCCUCCUGCUAUGACCUGAACACAGUCACCUUCACCGUCAGUGAGAAGACUGAGACGCUGCUGACACACCUGAAAAAGCAGAUGGAACUAGAGAAGGAGCAUAUUGCCUUCAGCCAGCGCCCUUUGACCAGCUACUACCAGUACUCUCUGGGUGUGCUCGCUCUGUGCGUGAGCGACAUCAGGGUCAGCAACCAUGUCAGCAACAAGCUCAUCAAAGCAGCGGAACAAGGACAAUUAAAACACGGAGACACUGAGAGUGUUGAUACCUACGCCAUGGCUGGAAUGGCUCUGCAGUGUGUGAAGGACUCCGGUGCUCAUGGGCAGAACUCUGCCGAGCUCGACACAGCCCUGACCAAGAUCAAGCAGAAGCUUCUGGCCUCGAGUAGACCUGAUGGUCAUAUUGGCAAUGAGUUCAGCACAGGUCUUGCAGUUCAAGCCUUAUUGGCAAUGGGCAGCGAGGUUGCAGAGUGUGCUGCCUCAAUGGAGGCUAUGAGGACAGCUGCCAGAAGCAACACCUACCACAACCCUAUGGCCAUAUCACAGACGCUGCCAGCUCUCCUUCAGAAAUCCUACCUGACAGUUAAAAGCAAGCAGUGUCUCAAUGAGGACAACACCCUGAUGCUGGAGCCCGUAGAUCCUGUGGUGGUUUUGCCAAGUGAGAACAAAGUGGCCGUGGUGGUGGAAGUGGUGACGUUCAGCGGAGCAGCAGAGCUUUACUCUGUGGAUGUGCCCAAGGGCAGCUCCCUGCUGGAGGCCCUCGAACUGCUCAAAGGGAAUCAUGUCGGCUUCACGUUUGAGUUGGAGUCCAGCCUGUGGGGACCUUUCUUAAGCGCGGUGAACGGAGAGCAGGCCAGACAGAGCGAUCGCAGAUUCUGGCACCUCUCCUCUGACGGCACUGCGCUCAGUCAGGGUGUCAGCGAUUUCAAGAUUAAGAUGGCACAAAGGAUCAGGAUCAAAAACACAAGCUACUGAUGAUGCAGCAGCAGCAGCACUUAAAUCUUUGUUGGUUUGACCGCUGAUUAUGUUGAAAUUGUCUGUUUUCGCCAGCAAUAAAUAAAUGGACAUAGGGGCUUCAUUGAACAUUUGCAAUAUAAGCAGGUUUGAGGCUUGAAAACACGUGUGAUUUAGAACUACUUAAACAGAUUUUGCUCUUAACAAUAAAUAAACUGUAAAGUUUUUUAAAUUGA
Molecule: messenger RNA, 1733 nt
Organism: Stegastes partitus (bicolor damselfish)
Lineage: Eukaryota; Metazoa; Chordata; Actinopteri; Pomacentridae
Gene: tcn2
Product: transcobalamin II
Exons: 10
Coding region: 238-1518 (426 amino acids)
Biological process (GO): cobalamin transport
Molecular function (GO): cobalamin binding
Source: RefSeq, a predicted model, not a curated record